AUGAAAAGCGAAAACAGAAUACUGGUUACUCUGAAAAUCUAUCUAUCUAUCUAUCUAUCUAUCUAUCUAUCUAUCUAUCUAUCUAUCUAUCUCAGUUCCAUUCAUUCUAUCUAUCUAUCUAUCUAUCUAUCCGUUUCGCUAAUUUUUUUCACUCGGAUACAAGCUCGUUUAUAUACGUCUACAGACACUAGGACACGCCGACGCAAGGAUAUACACGAUAUUCCUUGGAUGAAUUCGGGUGUACGAGGCAAUCGGAACGCCUGUUGGGUCCUUUCGUACAAGCCACGGCCUCCACGUCUCCGAUGCAACUCUUCAUUUCACGUCUUAUUUUUUCACGGUGUUCAAAGAGCAUUGCCCAGCUGUCACGAUUGUAGCAUUUGGAUGCCCGUCAUGAAUCAUCGUGAUGCAGUUUAUUUCUAUCUAUCUCAGCCUGUUCAUUUUCCUUCUUUCUUUCUUUCUUUCUUUCUUUCUUUCUUUCUUUCUUUCUUUCUUUCUUUCUCAACCUGUUCAUUUUCUUUCUUUCUUUCUUUCUUUCUUUCUUUCUUUCUUUCUUUCUUUCUUUCUUUCUCAUCGACCCAAGCUUUAAAUAACCCACAAAUGGCAGUAAAAAACAAACAAAUCUAUCUAUCUAUCUAUCUAUCUAUCUAUCUAUCUAUCUACCAAAGUAUGAUUUUAUCUAUCUAUCUAUCUAUCUUUAAACUCAGUCUAUAUGUAUGUAUCUUCUCACUACCUACGUACCUACCUACCUCUCUCUCUCUCUCUCUCUAUCUAUCUAUCUAUCUAUCUAUCUAUCUAUCUUCCCAUUUUAAUUUUCUAUCUAUCUAUCUAUCUAUCUAUCUAUCUAUCUAUCUAUCUAUCUAUCUAUCAUUUUCCUCUUUUCAUCCUAUCUAUCUAUAUCUAUCUAUCUAUCUAUCUAUCUAUUCUAUCUAUCUAAUUUCAAUCUAUCUAAUUUCAUCUCUUCAUCUAUCUAUUUCCAUUCAUCUCAUUUUAUCUCAUACUAUCUAUCUAUCUAUCUAUCUAUCUAUCUAUCUAUCUAUCUAUCUAUCAAAUUUCAAUAUAUGUUCACAAAUUUCACCUCUUCAAUCUAUCUAUCUAUCUAUCUGUCUAUCUAUCUAUCUAUCUAUCUAUCUAAUUUCUCUCUCUUCUCUAUCUAUAAUUUUACAUUUCAGUAUCUAUCUAUCUAUCUAUCAAAUUUCAAUUUUCGACAAAUUUCACUCUGUCUGUCACAAAUAUGGCGACAAAGAUGGGACUAUCUAUGUAAAUAUUGUAAAUUUCACUCUCUUCAUCUAUCUAUCUAUCUAUCUAUUAUCUAUCUAUCUAUCUAUCUAUUUUUCAAUAUAUUUCUUUCAUCUCUUCAUCUAUCUAUCUAAUCUCUAUCUAUCUAUCAAUCUAUCUAUCUAUCAUCUAUCUAAUUUCGCAUCUCUUCAUCUAUCUAUUUCAAUCUAUCCAUUUUACUCUCUGGGCUAUCUUUUUCUAUCUAUAUAUCUAUCUAUCUAUCUAUCAAAUUUCAUAUCAUCUGUCUUUUCAAUCUAUCUAUCUCAUUUUACUCUCUACGACUAUCUUUCUAUCUAUAUAUCUAUCUAUCUAUCUAUCAAAUUUCAAUAUUCGACUAAUGUAAAUAUUAACAAAUUUCCUUCUCUUCAUCUAUCUAUCUAUCUAUCUAUCUAUCUAUCUAUCAAAUUUCAAUAUGUUCGACAAAUUUCACUCUCUUCAUCUAUCUAUCUAUCUAUCUAUCUAUCUAUCUAUCUAUCUAUCUAUCUAAUUUCACUCUCUUCAUCUAUCUAA
This is a messenger RNA of Acanthosepion pharaonis, 1785 nucleotides long. NCBI's taxonomy places the organism in Eukaryota, Metazoa, Mollusca, Cephalopoda, Sepiida, Sepiidae. The record is from the annotation of a GenBank genome assembly.